UUGCAUUCCCCCUCAGUCUGUAAGAUCCUCAGACUGGGAAAAGAACUCGUGUCGGACAUUUCUCUUACCAGGCAGUACUUUGUUUUUCGGUUCUGUCGUUCUUUUUGCUGUCUUUCUUUCACUCAAGCUGGUCGUCGCAACUAAGUGCCCGUCCACACUGUGGUUACGACAGGCCAAUGCCGUCCCGCUCCAGCCGUCCAUGGCGCCGCUCGGAGCAGGCCAUUCUUCAAAGUGUCAGGAGGACGAGGCUUUUUUGAUGGGCCUUUCUAGAUGACCUUCACUCUCACCACUGCCUCUGAUGAUGACCCUUCUGGGCCACAUAGGCUUCAUAGCGCUGUACUGCGUCCUGUGUCUGGUCAUGCCGACGCUCUUGCGUGGAGAGUUCACGCUGGCCUAUGUGCGCGAGCACAGCCUCUUCAUCUGCGUGUGCACACAGGACCUGGUAGCAUGCAGCGUCAUCAAUUCCAGCGAGUGUGACUGCGUUGACCACCCGCUCUCCACGCCACAGCAGCAGGCUCAUGGACCCAGUACAGUGCAAUACAAGCGGUUGACUGUGUGGUACACGUCACCACUCAACGUGGCGCGGCUGCUGAACAACUCAGAUGUUCGGCACCUGGUGCUGGUCAAGUGUGACCCGACCGAGGACAAGCUGCCACCCCUCGACCACUUCGUUGUGCGGAGGCUGGAGAGGCUGAGUGUGUCAUAUCCAUUCUGGAGGCCUGGACAGAUCCAUGACGUGGUGCUGGGGAGGGACAUGGGCGCACAGUACCAUGAGGAAGCGAGGAUAGCUGUCAUUCACACGACUGUGUUGGUGGGGAAGGCCGGGCUUAAAGCCUACACAGUGAAAACUGAGGUGGACAGCAAGGGUACGAUGUCCUUUCCCAACGUUUUCAUGUCUCCUGAAGGGCUUCCAGAGAUGGCCAGCAUGUUUGUAACUUUUGUCUACUGAGUGGCAUUUGGGUGUCAGCGUUCUUGGAGCUGACUUUCCUCCCUCUCUUGUGUUUCAUGUUCAUGGUUUGUGUGAGUUUUGGGCAAAGAUUCUCGGGAUAUUAGAGGAUGGACAGAUGGUGGACAUUAUUAAUUUAUACACAUUUUUUACAGGGGGUGGGUGAGGAGGGGGAUGUUGGACAAGUACUCAGUCAGUUUUGUUUUUUAUUUAAUAUAUGUCCAGUGCACACAUCCACUUUAAAUUUAAAUAUGUCUUUUGUCUUAAUCAAUAAAACCCUAUAUGUAUUGAAAAUA
This is a messenger RNA of Colossoma macropomum (tambaqui), 1242 nucleotides long. RefSeq lists its product as uncharacterized. The record is from RefSeq and is a predicted model, not a curated record. The coding region runs from base 299 to 949 and encodes 216 amino acids. Lineage: Eukaryota; Metazoa; Chordata; Actinopteri; Characiformes; Serrasalmidae. The transcript is spliced from 4 exons.